Messenger RNA from Apodemus sylvaticus (European woodmouse), 6953 nucleotides. RefSeq names its product ankyrin repeat and sterile alpha motif domain containing 1A (gene Anks1a). The transcript has 25 exons. Gene Ontology annotation, molecular function: protein binding. The coding region runs from base 113 to 3700 and encodes 1195 amino acids. The record is from RefSeq and is a predicted model, not a curated record. Lineage: Eukaryota; Metazoa; Chordata; Mammalia; Rodentia; Muridae. Gene Ontology annotation, cellular component: cytosol.
GUGGCGUCCCCGGCCGGUUUGAGGGGUGCGUUGCCCGGAGACGGAAAGUUUAGGAGCUGGAGCAGGCUCUGCAAGGCUCCGGGUUGGGGUCCGAGGGGUGGCGGUCCUGGGGAUGGGGAAGGAGCAGGAGCUGCUGGAGGCGGCCCGCACCGGGCACCUCCCGGCCGUGGAGAAGCUGCUGUCCGGGAAGCGGCUCUCCUCCGGCUUCGGCGGCGGCGGCGGCGGUGGUGGAGGCGGCUCCGGCAGCGGCGGCGGCUCCGGGGGCGGCGGCCUCGGUUCUUCCAGCCACCCGCUCUCCAGUCUGCUGAGCAUGUGGAGAGGGCCAAACGUGAACUGCGUAGACAGCACCGGCUACACACCACUGCACCACGCCGCUCUGAAUGGCCACAGGGAUGUGGUCGAGGUCCUUCUGAGGAAUGACGCGCUGACCAAUGUCGCUGACUCGAAAGGCUGCUACCCGCUGCACCUGGCAGCGUGGAAAGGGGACGCCCAGAUAGUACGCCUGCUCAUCCACCAAGGGCCCUCGCACACCAAAGUCAACGAACAGAAUGCUCUUGAGAUCAAAGAACUCAAAAAGUACGGCCCCUUUGACCCUUAUAUCAAUGCCAAGAACAAUGACAACGAGACGGCCCUGCACUGCGCGGCUCAGUACGGCCACACGGAGGUGGUGAAGGCCCUGCUGGAGGAGCUCACGGACCCCACCAUGCGCAACAACAAGUUUGAAACGCCCCUGGACCUGGCGGCGCUGUACGGGCGGCUGGAGGUGGUGAAGCUGCUGCUGGGCGCGCACCCCAAUCUCCUGAGCUGCAGCACGCGGAAGCACACGCCCCUGCACUUGGCGGCCAGGAACGGCCACAAGGCCGUGGUGCAGGUCCUGCUGGACGCUGGCAUGGACAGCAACUACCAGACGGAGAUGGGCAGUGCUUUGCAUGAGGCCGCUUUGUUUGGCAAGACCGAUGUGGUGCAAAUCCUGCUGGCUGCAGGAAUUGACGUUAACAUCAAGGAUAGCCGUGGCCUCACCGCCCUCGACACGGUCCGGGACCUGCCUUCUCAGAAGAGCCAGCAGAUAGCCGCGCUGAUCGCAGAUCACAUGACCGGAAAAAGAAGCGUGAAAGAAGUGGACAAGACCUCCACAACCCAGCUACCUCUUCUCUCCAGCGUGGACGCCAUAGCACCAAAGUCUCAGGGGAAUGUGGAGAAGGCAGUGACUGAGCUGAUCCUUGAUUUUGACACACAUGCUGAGGAGGAAGGUCCCUACGAGGCACUGUACAACGCCGUGUCCUGCCAUUCCUUGGACAGCACGGCCAGUGGGCGAUCGUCUGACAGAGACUCCAUCAACAAGGAGGCCGAGACUACUGGAGCAAGGGCUGCUGGAGUGAGGCCUAGGGAACGCCCACCGCCUCCAGCAAAGCCGCCACCUGACGAGGAGGAGGAAGAGCGCGCAGAGAAGAAGUAUUUUCCCUUGGCGGCCUCUGAGGGCCUCGCUGUGAGAGCCAGGGUGCAGGGCGGCGGCCCCCAGGAAGACGAGGAGCACCCGUAUGAGCUGCUGCUCACAGCGGAGACCAAGAAGCUGGGGACCACUGACGGGAGGACUGAAGACCACAGGCAGAACAGCGGCAGCCGGAGCCAGGACUCUGUGGAGGGGCAGGACGGGCAGGUCCCGGGGCAGUUCUCCGGGCUUCUCCACGGCUCCUCCCCAGUGUGUGAGGUGGGGCAGGACCCUUUCCAGCUGCUCACUGCCCCCAGCCAGAGCCACCCCGAGUGCUCCCGGCAGGACGCCUGCCCAGAGACCAGCAUGCAGCUAGAGCCGGGCGUGCAAGGUGCUGGAGCCCCGCAGCCUGGCAUCCUGGACCAAAGCAAGAGAGCGGGCUUGCCAGCAGGCCUGACAUCCCUGACCGCCCCGGGCGGCAGAGCAUACCUCGACGCAUUGACUCACACAGCACCUCUGCACCCUGCUGGUACUGAGGAAGAAGACCAGAGCGGGCCCAGAAGCAGAGCCCCUCCCACCAGCAAGCCCAAAGCUGAGCUCAAACUCAGCCGCAGUUUGUCUAAGUCUGACUCUGACCUCCUGACCUGCUCCCCGACCGAGGACGCCACCAUGGGGAGUCGAAGCGAGUCCUUGUCCAACUGCAGCAUCGGGAAGAAGAGGCUGGAGAAGUCACCUUCCUUUGCCUCAGAGUGGGAUGAGAUUGAGAAAAUCAUGAGCUCCAUUGGGGAAGGGAUCGACUUCUCUCAAGAGCAGCAGAAGAUCUCAGGUUCUCGGGCGCUGGAGCAGAGCGUCGGGGAGUGGCUGGAGUCGAUCGGCCUGCAGCAGUAUGAGAGCAAGCUGCUGCUAAACGGCUUCGACGAUGUCCGCUUCCUGGGGUCUAAUGUGAUGGAAGAGCAGGACCUGAGGGAGAUUGGCAUCAGCGACCCCCAGCACCGACGGAAGCUGCUGCAGGCUGCACGCUCCUUGCCCAAGGUGAAGGCCCUUGGCUAUGACGGGGUCAGCCCCCCCUCAGUGCCCUCCUGGCUGGACGCGCUGGGGCUGCAGGACUAUGUCCACUCUUUCCUGUCCAGUGGCUACAGCUCCAUGGACACUGUGAAGAACCUCUGGGAGCUGGAGCUUGUCAAUGUCCUGAAGGUUCACCUGCUGGGCCACCGCAAGCGCAUCAUCGCCUCUCUUGCAGACAGGCCCUAUGAGGAGCCACCCCAGAAGCCACCAAGGUUUUCCCAGCUAAGAUGCCAGGAUUUAAUCUCCCAGACAUCGUCCCCGCUGAGCCAGAAUGACUCCUGCACAGGGCGCUCGGCAGAGCUGCUGCUGCCCUCGGCAGACACCAGCAGGAGGCGGCACGACAGCCUGCACGACCCCGGGGCCGCCUCUCGAGCAGAACGCUUCCGAGUCCAGGAGGAGCCCAGCGAGACCAAGCUGACCCUCCGCCCGCCCAGCCUGGCUGCCCCCUACGCCCCUGUGCAGAGCUGGCAGCACCAGCCCGAGAAGCUCAUCUUCGAGUCCUGUGGUUACGAGGCCAAUUAUCUGGGCUCCAUGCUGAUCAAAGAUCUGCGAGGGACAGAGUCCACCCAAGAUGCCUGUGCCAAAAUGCGGAAGUCGACGGAGCACAUGAAGAAGAUUCCUACCAUCAUCCUGUCCAUCACCUACAAAGGUGUGAAGUUCAUCGAUGCCUCCAACAAGAAUGUCAUCGCUGAGCACGAGAUCCGGAACAUUUCCUGCGCCGCGCAGGACCCCGAGGACCUGUGCACCUUCGCCUACAUCACCAAGGACCUGCAGACCAGCCACCACUACUGCCACGUCUUCAGCACGGUGGAUGUGAACCUGACCUACGAGAUCAUCUUGACCCUGGGACAGGCGUUUGAGGUGGCCUAUCAACUGGCCCUCCAGGCCCAGAAAUCCAGGACCAUGGCGGCCUCUGCAGCUUCCGUGAUUGAGACAAAAUCUUCCAAACCGGUGCCUAAGCCUCGGGUCGGCGUGAGGAAGUCCGCAGUGCCGGUGCCCCCCGAUUCUCGCUGUUGUCACUGUCACACCUGCACCACCCACCGUCCUUCCUACCUACCGCUGCCGUCUCUUAGUCCUGGAGUCAAGCUGGAACCGCCUGAUUCUGACCAAGAGGCCCCGUCCCACGCUAGCGUUUCCUGGAUCGUGGACCCAAAGCCAGACUCAAAGCGGAGCCUCAGCACCAAGUAUGAGACCACUAUCUUCUAAGCCGCUCUGUCUCCGCUACCCCACUGUGCCUUUGCCGCCCGAUCUGCUCUCAACUCUCCUUCCAGCUGCGCCACCGAGGCCCCGCCUCCCUGGGACCCGCCUCUGGCAGCAGCAGCUGCUUACACCACCCAACACUGUGAACCCUCCCUUGGGCCGAGGACAGCUGGGGGGUGACUUGCCUUUGAGGGGGGGCCUCACAGGCAGGCACCAGAGUGGGGCUGAGGCCCCCAAAGCCUCUGCGACAGGCACUGUGAGGUGAGGGCAGUCUUCCAGCAGAACCACAGUAGCUCCCUCUGAGGUUGCCCUCCUCGCCUGGGUCACAGCUGGAUGCCAAGAGCUCCCAGUUGUCACCUUUCCUGACCCAACCACCACUGUGACCGCCCCGUGCCAGGAUGCCCUACACAGAGCUGCUCUCAGGUGCUGCUGGUUUCUCUCCUGGUCAGGCCUGGUGAUAACAUGGCUUCACCAGGGACAGACGUUCUGUAAGGGGGAGGGGUUGGUACGAGCCACGCCCUGUGUGUGAGUCAGCUCUGAUAGCAUAAACUGUGAGCCUCCAAACUACAGGUUCCCAAGGGAUCUGUGUGUGCUUGGCCCCCGUUCCGUGCUGUGGGCCUGGUUCCGGGAUCCAGCUCACUGAGAUGUGCCCUGCGCACAAGUGCGCCUUCUUCCUUCUCGGAGUGGAGCUGAGCAGCUUCUGUGGUGUUGGGGAGCGUUCUCUUCCUUCCUCUGGUGGUGGGGUCCUGAGACAGCCAUUGUCCAGCCAUCCCCGGCACCGGCCUGGGAGCUAGCACCAUGGGGCCGAAUCUCCGAGGAAGCCUCCCAGGCCCUGAUGCGGGAAGAUCAGUCUAGAUGUCAGGAGACAGAAGUGAUUCCUGUGGCCGUGGUGCAGACAGCGUAGUGCAGGGAAGAGCCAGAGUCAGUCAGCACCAGAGCCGUGCGCCAGGGCUGGCCUUCGGCUGCCUGCCUUUCCUUGUGCCUUUCUGAGCAGAGGGGCCAGGAGCAGCAGUGGGCUGUAGGCUGUGGAGGGCCCCGGGAGGCAGGGACCUCUUGUCGCUCUGUGUCCCUUCCCAUGUCCUCCGCCUGACACAGGCUCCUUGGUUAACUCUCUCCUCCCCCACUGUCUGCUUCUGCCAAGCUGAGCCACUGAGGAGCCACACUGGGUGCCGCCGUGGGGAGCCACACUGGGUGCCGCCGUGGGGAGCACAGGCUCCUGCCCCAGCACCGAGAGCCUCCCCUGCAGCUCCGAAGACCCGGGCCCAGCCCUGCCGCAGGACCUCCUGUCACCUGCUCGGCCUGGGCCUGCCGCCACCUGCAGAGCCCUGCCCUGGAGGCAGCGAAGACGCCAGGCUUCUAGCCGAGGAGACCAGAACUCUGGACGGCCCGAGGAGUGGCCUGUCCGGGACAUGUGUUUUUAUAAUAGGAAAAGUAAUCCUUUUUUAUACAUUUUUAACACUUGGCUCCAGCCUCUUGGUGAAGCUGCCAAUCUUUAAACAAGACAGGAUCUGAGUCGGGGCCUGAAUCCCUCAGACAGCCUCUGCCUUCAGGAUGGCCUCUCGGCCUGGCUAGGGUACCGUGAGGACACACCCGUGGGCAACUUAGGGCAGAGUCGAGGCUUCAUCGUGUCCGGAGGUGGUGACACAGACGUUCCGUUCCUGGGGUUCCCAGUGGGGAUGAGCAGGUAGCUUCUGGUGCGGGGGUCUCCUUGGUACUUACCUGUCCGUGUCAGCACUGAGGGGAGGGGAGGCAGCGGCCCUCGUGCCGCUGCGGGGCUGGUGGAGCUGGUGGAGCCAUGGCGGAAGGGAAGAAGCAGCUGUGUGGGGCAUUAAUGGGAAUGCCAGUUAAGACUGCAGCUUGCCGGCUUGAGCUGGCCUCGCUCUGAUUCUUCUUGACUGUUGUGUCCUGUGUGGCAGGCUGGGCACAUCUGUUCCAGAUGUGGGAAAGGCUAGUCAGGAAGCAGUCUCAUCGCCCCGCUAUGGUCGUGAGGCCAAGCUGGUGCCACCUCAGCUCUUCUGCUGGCCUGCUUUGCUUUGGGGUGACUGGGGUGGCGACCAUCCUGGGUGCAUGGGGCAGUGAGAGGUCCCGGCCACUCACCGGCUCUUCCGGAUUAGGGAGCAAGAAAGAAGCCCUGGCCCACGGGGGACAUGAGCAGGCUUCGGGCUUCCAGGAGGCACUCGUCCCCAUCCUGGGGACAGGACGCCAGGCUUGAACAGUGGCCGGCCGUGGGCUGCAACCCUGGGCCCCCGCCCCGCGUGGCUGGUCAGAGGGAAAAGCAGGGUUUCCCUCUGCUCCAUCUGUGGACUGUCUGCCUGCUGUGCUUCGGCCGGCCGGGCCGGGCACGGCUGCUCCCUGGGAGGGAGCCGGGGGUCCUCUGCUGCUAGGUACAGGUGGUACUUCCUCUCCUGCCGCAUGCUCUCUGCCCUGGAAAGCUGCCCUCAGCUCCCACCCUUCGAGAAUCCACAGAGACCCUAGGUUCCUGGCUCAGUUGUGCCGAACCCCCUUCCCUCUGCCAGAGGUGAGCUCAGCAGUGGGCGCAAAGCCCAGGGGAACACUGUAGACACUACGACAAGUUCGAGCUGCGUUCUGUCCUAAAGUCACAGGCAGGCACUUCCUCCUCUUGACGCUGCUAUGUCUUAUUUAUUCAGGGUGUUUCCUACCAGAAAGUCUUGGCUUGUCUGCUCUGCGUCUCUUUCGAGAUUUGUUUCUAAAUAUUCAAGAAAUCCCUGUUCUCCUCCUGGUGGGUCUCUCCUUCUCAGGGCGGGUGCCAAAUGGAAGGGUCUGCCAUUGUCACUUGUGUGAAUCAUGCCCUGUGACGCCAAGGCUGUGCCUGAACUGUGAAGGAGCCAUUCUGACCGGAGUGGUGUGAUGUGCCCAGUCCCUCCCAGCGGCGGCCACGGGUUCCCUGGCUCGCCUCUUGGCUUGGCUGCUGCCCUGCGCGGGAAGCUGGCUCCUGCGGGCCGUGUGCCAGCAGGGUACUUUGGACUCUGCCUCUGAGGUUGACCACUAGGAGGUUCUGGGAAGCCUUGGGUUUGUGCAUUCAGAACACAGUUUAGCUUGUGAGGUGCCGGGACCCGCACUGUAGGUCACGGGAGUUUUUGCUUGAGGCGGACCGUGGGACUGGAUUGUAAGAAAAAUGUUAUUUAAUCUUUGUUUCCAUAUUUUGAUACUUGAAUUCCCCUUUCGUUUUACUGUACAUAAAAUUGUUAAUCUGUCCGAUUUUGUUUGAAUUAUAAACACCUUGUGGUACCAAACGUAA